Maylandia zebra (zebra mbuna) is the source of this 1576-nucleotide messenger RNA. RefSeq names its product CD68 molecule (gene cd68). The record is from RefSeq and is a predicted model, not a curated record. Gene Ontology annotation, biological process: establishment of protein localization to organelle. NCBI's taxonomy places the organism in Eukaryota, Metazoa, Chordata, Actinopteri, Cichliformes, Cichlidae. Gene Ontology annotation, cellular component: plasma membrane; lysosomal membrane; late endosome membrane.
GGAGGCGCGACAGCAUUGCUCCAAAGCUCCUGGUUCCCCACUGCUCUGCACUUGCCAUCAUGCUGAGGACUGCUGUUUUUGUCUUUAUCGCGUGCUGUGCGCUUUCAGCGCUGUCAUUGGCUGGAGACACAAACAAAUCCAAACCUUCAGCAACUGUCGCCCCUGCAAGUCAAUUUGACAGUUCAAACACCACCAAGCCUCCAAAACCCACCACCAAGCAUCCAAACACCACCACCAAGCAUCCAAACACCACCACCAAGCAUCCAACCACCACCACCAAGCCUCCAACCACCACCAAGCAUCCAAACACCACCACCAAGCAUCCAACCACCACCACCACCAAGGCUCCAACCACCACCACCACCAAGCCUCCAAACACCACCACUACCACGGCUUCACCAACGCCCACACCUAGACCCUCCGCUGGCUUGACCGUAGGAUACUACAAUAUCACAAAAAAUAAAAGUGAGACCUGCCUGAGGGCUCAGAUGGCGCUGCAGAUCCGAAAAGUAUCAACAAAUGCAAUCUUCAUUGUUCAGCCACAUCUAACCAGUACUAGUGGAAGUUGCAAUGAAAACAGCGCCAACCUUAAGAUUUCCUUUAAAGAGGGCUUCAUUAACUUCAGCUUCACCAAGAGUGUUCCUAAUAACACCGUCUACGUUGAUGCCGUGUCUUUCAGCUUGAACUACCCUUUAACCACAAACGGUACAACUUACAAUGCCAACAACAAGUCAGUCCAUCUGUUCCCUGCACAGAUUGGACACUCCUACUCCUGCAGCGCUGAUUCUAUUUACAUGGGCAACGACCUGUCCCUGGAUGUAAAUUCUGACAGAACGCAAGCCUUCAAUCUGACCAAGAACAACUUUGGCGAUCGUGACUACUGUCCUGCGGACCAGCGUAGUUACAAGAUUGCCAUUGGAGUGGGAGUGGCACUGCUGGUGCUCAUCGUGGUGGUGGUAGUGGCCUAUCUGGUGAGCCGCAAGAGGAGGACCGAUGGCUACCAAUCCCUGUGAGGGGGAUUGGCCAGAAAGGGAUAAGCAGUCACUAAGACCUUCUUAGGUGGAUGAUUACUGAAACCUGUCAUUUCUGUCUUUGUCUCCUAAUUUAACUGGUUGAUGGUUAGUUACAGUUUUCAUUCAGAGGUAUGUGCUACUUUAAACAGCUUGAUUGUACAAUUUGAGAAUAUAAAGUUUUUUAAAUUUAGUUUUAAACGAGUUAAAUGUAGAUCAGUUUGAAUAACAAAAGCAUACUGGUUUUCAUUUUAUUGUCACAGCCACACACUCUACACUCCAUACAGUCAGGUUUUGAAACGCCAGUAUGACAAGUCGAGCGCUUACUUUGUCAUUUAAUGCCAGUUGCUAGGAUGUUUAUUUGUGUCACUAUGGUACAUAAGCAGUGUUUGGAUCACAGAGUUGUAUUGUUCAUUAUUGACAACAGCGGCCCCCCGUUAUGAGUCAUAAUCCAACUGUUGCUAUCACUUAACUCAAGAGUUGUGAGGUAAAAGUCAUUUUUAAUCAUCUUUUCUUUUAAAAUUAGAAGCAGCCUAUUUUUAAAAGCAUUACUGAUUUUUUUUUUU